Molecule: messenger RNA, 10064 nt
Organism: Struthio camelus australis
Lineage: Eukaryota; Metazoa; Chordata; Aves; Struthioniformes; Struthionidae
Source: RefSeq, a predicted model, not a curated record
AUGGGCUAUUGUACCAAUUAUGGACUGGAUCCAAAAGAUGAUGACUUUGAUCAGUUUGAUAAGCCUGGUGCAGAAAGGUCUUGGAGAAGAAGAGCUGGAGAUGACGACUGGGACAGUGAACUUGAUGACGACUUGCUCGGAGAGGAUUUGCUAACCGGCAAAAAGAAUCAGUCAGACUUGUCCGAUGAAGAACUGAAUGAUGAUCUUCUGCAAAGUGACAAUGAAGAGGAACCACAUUUUGGUUCUCAAGGUGUCACAGUUAGCCUCAACGCCACGUCUGGCAUGCUUGCAUCGUAUGAACUCUCUGAUACCAUCAAUGAUCGAUCCAUCGAACACGAGUCUGAGUAUGACCAAGGGGAAGAUGAAAUAGUUUAUGACAAAUCAGAAGCACCUGAAGUGUAUGCUUCAGAGUAUGCAGAGGAAGGACAUUACGAAGGCAAUGAUCCUGAACUGACAGAAGACCAAAUAGAAUAUGGGGAAGAGCCUGGAGAAGAUGAUGAAGUGCUAGACCUUGAAAUCAAUGAACCUCUAGAUGAAUUUCCAGAUGAAGAUUACAUGCAGUCAUAUAAUGAGCAAGCAAUGGAAGAACAAGAGGAAUAUACAGCUGAUGAGGAACUGGAAGAUUCCCAGACAAUGACAAAUGAAUCAGAAGAGGCAGCUAUUGAAUCUCUCGAGCUUCAGGAAGAAACAAAAGAAGAAUCUGAUGAAGAGGAGGAUGAUGACGAAGAAUCUGGACGACUACGUUUCAAAACUGAGCGGAAAGAAGGGACGAUAAUUAGGCUGUCGGACGUGACAAGAGAAAGGAGAAACAUUCCAGAAACUUUGGAACUCUCUGCAGAAGCCAAAGCAGCAUUACUUGAAUUUGAAGAACGAGAAAGGCAGCUUAAACAGGGGCGGUAUGGCUCGAGGAGAGGAGGGCGAAGAGGAGGCUCAGUGAUGUGCCACGGGAUGGGAGAACAAAGGCGAGACAACAACGAGAGGGGAAGAAUGAAGGAUCACAGGCCUGCUCUGCUGCCAAACCAGCCGGCCGCAAUGACUCAUUCACAGAGGUUAAUUCCACCACACCAGCAACCUGUUAGGAGUCUGUUCCAGCAGCAGCAGCAGCAACAGCAACAACAACAGCAGCAGCAGCAGGAGCAACAGCAGCAGCAGCAGCAGCAACAGUUACAAUCUCUGCUUCCUUUACAGCAUCAGCAUCAUUCUUCCCCUCCUCCAGGGCUACAUAUGCCCCCUCAGAUAGAAACCCCUAGAAUAAUGAUGACUCCACCGCCAGUGACACCUCAGCAACCGAAGAACAUACACAUAAACCCACAUUUCAAGGGGACGGUAGUGACGCCUGUACAAGUGCCCUUGCUGCCAGUUCCAGCCCAGCCAAGACCUGCCGUAGGGCCCCAGAGAUUUCCGGGCCCCCCAGAUUUUCAGCAGCACACUCCUGGACCUGUUCCUACCAACUUCUCGCAAGCCCCCAGGCUGCCCAUCCAGGACCAGUGGAGAGGCCCACCACCCCCCCCGCCGCCGCUCCCUCCUCCCCCUCCUCAGGAAAGAGACCCUUUCUUCAUAGGAGAUCCCCGAUUUCCCAGCCAUCACCUGUUCGAGCAGCGGAGCCCCCCGCCGCCGCCGCCUCCGCCUCCCCUCAACAGCGCUCAUCCCGUCCCUACCCAAAACCCGAUGCCUUUCAGUCAGCCUGGGCCGGCUUUUAACCAGCAAGGGCAACAACCCGUCUUCCCCAGGGAGAGGCCGGUGCGGCCCAACCUUCAGCCUCAAGGGCCGGUGGGAAUUCUGCACUUCAACCAGCCGGGCGCCGCCAAUCCGCGACCCUUCAUCCCGCCGCGCCAGCAGUUCCUGCAGGCUCCGGGACAGCCCUUCCUGGCCCAGCAGCAGCACCACCACCAGCAGCAGCCGCAGCCCCAGCAGCACCAUCACCACCUGCAGGGCCCGCCGCAGCCCCUCAUGCCCAUGAACCAGCCGCAGUUCCGGCCCCACAUGCCGGCCACGCAGCAGCAGCCCAACAACAACCGCAUGCAGUGCCAGCAGCGACAGGGGCCCAUGAAGCCCAGGCAUAACACACCCUCCCAGAAUAUUGUCAAGCGUUCAAAUCAGCAGCUGCAAACAACUGCCGCGAGAAAUAGCAACUUGCGUGAGUUGCCAAUAGCACCGUCACAUGCGAUGGAAGUGAGCAACAACAGGAGAACUUCUACUCCAGCUGCUCAGGUCAAACCCAUUACCAGCACCAUGUCUGCCACCAAGUCUGUAGCUGGUGUUGGAAACUCGCAGGGGAGGCCUGAGAUGAAAGCUAAAGCAAUCACACCAAUCGGUCAAGCAAAAUCAGAAGUAAAAUCUGAACCGGAGUAUCCAGAUGAAGAUGAAGAAACUAGAUUGUAUCGUUUGAAGAUAGAGGAGCAGAAGCGUCUAAGAGAAGAAAUCCUGAAGCAGAAGGAGUUGAGACGGCAGCAGCAGGCUGGCGCUAGAAAGAGAGAACUGCUCGAAAGGCUUGCGCAGCAGCAGCAGCAGCAACAACCUUCCACGCAGCCAUCCUACAUGCAGCAGGAAGAGGAAUCCUACGAGUUCCCCACCAACGGCAACCCUUACAUACCCCACUCUGGCUUCCAGACCAGGCCAAAUGUGAAAAACAGACUCCUCAUUAAAAAGCAAGAUAUGGUAGUUCCACACAUCCAACCCAAACCCACAGAUUUCCCGCAGGUUGGGGCCAAUAUGCAGUAUCAAGGACAGCAAAUGAAACCAGUGAAACAGCUGAGGCAGACCAGAACGAUACCUCCGAGUCAGCCUCAGGCAUCGCCGAAGGUAUUGCAGCCAAAACCAGCUGCGGUGUCGCUGCCUGCAACACAGACUGCUAGAGUGGCUUCAGUGCAAGCCCGGCCCCAGGAGCUGAAACCCGGUGUGAAAAGGACUGUUAUGCAGCGCACAAACAGUGGUAGUGGAGACGGGCCCCAUGUCGGCAGCAAAGUCAGGGUGAUUAAGUUGUCAGGAGGGGUCAUUAUGCAUGGGAGAGGCAGAGGAGUAGCAGGCCAGAUGGGCCGAGGACGCUUGAUGCCAAAUAAACAGAACCUGCGAGUGGUGGAGUGCAAACCUCAGCCCUGUAUUGUGUCAGUUGAAGGGCUUUCUUCAUCAACUACUGAUGUCCAACUGAAAAACCUGCUGAUGUCAGUGGGACCCAUUCAGAGUUUACAGAUGCUUCCUCAACAGCGGAAAGCCAUAGCAAAAUUUAAGGAGCCAGCACACGCUUUAGCAUUUCAACAGAAAUUCCACAGGCACAUGAUAGAUCUGUCCCACAUAAACGUGGCGCUGAUAGUUGAGUGAUAGCUGCUGAGAGAAGUCCUUGUGCUGAUAGGAGCGUACUGUGGCGUUACACGAGACACAGUGGCAAAACCGUCAGGUUCUGAAACCUUUCAGCUUGCAGUCUUUAAUUGCUAUGUUGAACUACAGAAAGCAACAAGAUGUCCUCAGGCAGAGCUGAACUUAAGAGGAUCUACAAAGGUGGAAUUUCUGUUCCGUUUGUUCACGUUCGGUUGUAACUACAUGGAACUACAGAAUUUUUUUCAAAAUGCUUACGAUGCAUGUAGACACUGUUCUUCAAGAUACUACUGUGUGGCCACAGUGACUUGAGAGAGAACGUUUACAUCGAAAGAUUUAAAAACUUUCUUCAUAGCAAAGAAUAUUUGAUAAUGGUUGCUCUUAUCUUCAGUGUGAGGUAUUUAAAUGAAAACUCACUUUUUCUAAACAAAAAGCCUUAGUUAUGUUGCAUAUCGGAGAGUAUAGAAGGUAUCCUUACAUAGAUUUCAACAUGGUCUACUUCACUGAAUAACAGUAUGCUGAGAAGCUUUGGAGGUGACACGGGAAAACUGUAGUUUCUAUCUCUGUAAAUAUGCUUAGUCUGUCUUUGCAUUUUCUAUUCCAAUACAGACUUCCAUCUUCUCCUUCCAACUCCGCUUAUUCCAUAAAACACUGUGUAGGAAUAACAUUGCUGUAUAUUCCCUUGUUUUUUGUUUUUUGUUUUUUUUAAAAAAAAGGAUCUUUAUCCUCCAGUAGCAUCAUGGGGUAGUUAACUCCAAGUUGUAACUAAGUUGUUUUAAAUGGCAUUGCCAGAUAUAAGGAAAAAGAAAUAUUUAAUGGCUCACUUUAAAAAUGUUACACAGGAAGAGUGGUGCAUUUCUAAUAGUUCUUUUGGGCUAGUGUUUCAUAAUUGCCAUAUACUUUAUUUUGACUAGCUUUUUUUCCUGGAGAUUUAUUUUGUGACUAAUGCUGAACCAUAAGAAAGCCGUAACUGCAAGGAUUUGGUUUGAUGUGUUGUUCCCGAUAAAUACAGGACUAUAAGAACUACGUGAAUCUCCUGGUGACAGUUCCAAAAUGGCAGUUCCAAAAAUUAUGUGCAGACAUUAAGGAGCUUAUAUUUUAUUCAAAGCAAAAUCCAUAGAAUUUCCUUUUGGUUAGAACCAUCUAGAUGGUAUUGCCAAAGGAACAAUUUUUUUCAGUUAUUUUUGAAUAAACUUAUUAAAAUGUCGUCUUUAUAUUGGAUUGCAGUUUUUAUGAACAUUUCCUUGGUUUUUAGACUGUGAGCUUUUGCUUGAUCCUUUAUUUUUAGGAAUACUCUUAAGCCCUCCACCUACUCUUUGAAUGGGGAAACUUGCAGAAACUUUAUAGGCUUGUUACCUGAGUAACCACAGAAGAACACUAUUGGUAUGUAAUGAAACAGCUCUAACUGGGAUCCAAAAUAGGUGUGCUAAGCACAGAAUGAUGAACUGAGCAAGUUCAUAAUAGCAUAGGUUUUUUUUUCCUCAAAAGAUUUAAUGGUAACCAAGUCGCAAAGACCACCUAAUUGGCUUUCCUACAGUUUUGAUACAGACUUUCAUUUAAGUAGAUGUUAUUAAAAUUGAUGAUUCAGUAAUAAGAACUGUCAAAAGUCUUCAAGCGAAAACUGCUUUUUCACUGGAAUAAUACAGAAUAAUUUGGUACUUGAAACUACUACACUGGGAAAAAAUUUCAAGAGUUUGUAUAAGCCCAUUUACAACUUAGCAAAGGGACAGAGUGAUAUCAUGAGAAUUUUAGCAUGGAAGUGAGUUUUAUAUCUGUCUGCCUAGUUCCACAUUUAUGCAUAAUACUUAAUAUUUUUCAGCACCAUUACUGUGUCCUGUUCAGGUUAGACCUAAGCCCAGAGCAGUGAAGGAGCCGCAGGUAGGGAGUGCCUAGUGGAAGCCAACCUUGAAGACUUAAUGCGAGGUGAUCCCAGUGACUGGUGCUAGCAAGUGCGGUUUAAUUCCUCAUGUCCAUGAGCACCAGCUCCCUCUGCUUCCUCCUCAGGUUCUGUAUUUUUUAUUUUUUAAAAAUAAAUGCUUAUGUUUAAAAUGAGUCAUUAAACAGUUAUUCAUCCCACUGUUACAGCACAGCUUCUCUGUAAUGAGAAGGAUGGGACGACAUCUAGGAAUGGAGCGAUAGUAGUGUGUGUCUGGAAAUCUGCACUAGAGGCAACUGCCAAAGCAGGCCAGCAGCUGAGUUCAGCAGUAGGAACAUCUGCAGUUGAUCAGCUGUCCUGUCAUAAGCAAACGUUAUUGGGGUUAGAAAGUUUCUUGGAGCCUUAGAAUAUGGGUUUGAUUCAAAAGUCAAAGAAGUUUCUACAAACACUCCUGCUUUGGGUUUUGAAUCUAUCCCAAAGAGACUGAGGUUCAGCCAGCUUUAAACAAGUUUUAAAAAUUUUUAUCCAGUUGCUUUUUUAACAAAAAAAAAAAAAGUGGAUGGCUUUGGAAACAAAGACAUGAAAUAGUCUCAGAUCAAUUUAAAUAUAGGAGACAAUGUAAGCAAUGUCUGUUUAAUGACUAGAUGGAUCCUCUUAAAAAGCGGUUGCAGUAGAUUUUUGCUUGCACAUAGCUAGAGUACGGGCAGACUUGCUUGCUGGUGAUUUUAGCUGCUUAUUGCAGUAGCCGCAUGUCAUACUAUGCGUAAACAUACUGUAUGUAUGUAUGUCUAUAUGCAUUUUAUUAUACACAUACAUACAUAAACACACCCUGUAUUAUCACCGUAUCUUCCUAAUAUCUUAAAGUUCCGUAGCAAAAGUAGAAAUUAGGUGAGUCACUUGUUAAAAUGUUUGUGUCUUGUUAGUUCACAAAUCCUAACUUAAAACUGGAUCGGUUGGCAAUGACCAAUUUGAAUGGUAACAUAACUUUUACUUCCAUUUGUUGUGUCUCCUCCCAAAAAUCGCAGAGGAAGUAGAGGUAAAGGUAGACGGAUGUGUUAUUUCCAUGUUCUCUUUCAGCACGUAGUUAAAUCUGAACAUCUUAAGUUAACUUUCUUGGAAGAUCUGUUGCAACCAUUAUCUUGUUCUUUCUUUAUCAUGCAUUCAAAAUACAAUGCAAAAUACAAAAAAAAAAUUUAAUGUAGUAUGUAAAUAUUGAACUUUUAAAAUUAAAAUGUUAUUCAAAGUGCUUAGUCAACCACAUCUUAGCUAUUUGUUAGUUUUUUUGUGUUGUCUUAUCUAAGUUUAAUGGAUACAGUUCCAUAAAUGUUGAUGUGUUUUUUGUGUAUAUCUUCAAAUUUUUAUAAAGAUGCUAGUAAGUCAAUACAUAUAUCCUGAUCUGUGUAUUAUUUGUUCACAGUUUUUAUUAGCAUAAUUUUAUAAUGAUUCUAUUAGGUAACGCCAGUAGGUGAUUAUAUGGAGCCAACUUUUUUUUUAAUUAUUUUGUUUUCGUCUUGUAGCACUGGAGAAUUCACUUUAUAACUAAUCAUAUUUUGCCUUGACUAAAAGAUUGGUUUGGCCGUAUGAUCUGUGGUAUUUCAGAAUGCAUGUUUUGCAUUUUUAAAAAAGCUCUAUCCUUUAACUUUUAAGGGGAUAUAGAGUGCACUGUGAGACCAAAGUAUGGGGUUUUAGGUUUGUUUUGAUUUUGUUGUACAAGUACAGAUAGGUCUGCCUUGUAAUACUGUUCUCAAAAGUUUGGGGUAUUUUUGUUUUACCCAUAAUUCAAGUCGGUCGUGUUAACACUUUAUUUCAUCCAAAUGUUAGCAAUUGAUGUGGCACGUAUUGUGUGAUGAAACAAUUUGCAGUAUUGGAAAAGCUCGGUGAAAUUGUUGCUAGGUAAAAGGAGGACACAUCUUCAUAGCUGAAGGAGCUGCUGUGCAAAUGGUUUUCUAUAAAGUAGUCGUAGAGAGUAAUUUAGGCAGGGUAAUUGUUCUUGGCCCACAUAUCUCCAAUAUGAUCUCACAAGAGGAGAGUGAAUACUGGCCCCCCAUUUGCAAAAUGUCUUCAGAUAUGUAGUUCAUUCCCCAGUUUAAUUCUGAAAAUUCACUUUAGAAUUCCAUAUUUCUAUGAAAAGCCCUUCUAGCCAUUAAAAUAUCAAAUGCACUGAGCAUUUUAAUUCCUUCACGUUAGGUUUCCACUGCAAGGAUUUAGCUGAGAUUUUUUUUUUUUUACAAAACUGUAGGUUAUUUCAGAAUGCCUGUGCCUUGAGGGUCCUCCUAAGUUUUUCUUGACAUAGUCAAAUGACUUGGAAUAAGAAAGAGCCUUUUAUUUGAUACUGGAUUUUUUUCAUAGUUUUAAAAUAGCAUUUUUUUUAUCUGUUGAGCUUUAAAUUGUGCAGUGUCCAAGAAGCUGCUGUAUGCACUUUUCCAUAGCUAACUGUGUGUAUGUAUGUGUGUGUGGGUGUGUUGCCCUCCUAGAGUUUGGGUGAGAUGGUGGGAGGGAGGGUACGGGCUUUCAUUUGUGGGUUUUCUUACCUGUGUGUCUUACUCUGGAGAUUUCCUGGAAUUGCUCUCUGGCAUAGUAUUGUGUUGUUCUGUCCUUCCCAUAGUGUUGUGUUUGUUAUAUGGGUGGUGAUACUCAAAGGUGAAACGCUGGCUUCUCAUGUUUGCUGUCAAAAAGGCAUUUUUUGGCCUUAAUAGGCACAAACCUUUUUUUAAAUUAUUUUUUGUACUUUUUAAUUUUUUUUUAGCAGCACAUUGCAUGAGAAAUAAACGUGGAGGAAACAGAUACUGAAUAGGUUGCAGAAAGUUAGCUAGAUUAUAAAGGAUAUAGAUCGCUUGGGGUAACACAGGGCUUUUGUUUUAAUGUUACCUUAAAUCAUGCUUUAAAUACUAAGUAUUUCAUAAGCAUUAAUACUAGAAGUAUUUUCUCUUAAAUUAAUAUUAAAUCCUAAGGAUUUUCUGUAAGGUUUUUGUAACCUAAUUUGUAAUCAUGAAGAUGACUUAUCCACAUGAGCACAGGGCCUUGUGUACAAAAACACUGAUUCACAUUGAAUCCCUACGUAUACCAUCUUCUGGUAUGAUAUGGUUGGGAAGGAUCAUUUUGUUCCUUUUAACACUGCUUUUUGCAGGGCUUUUUUUUGGUCUCCAUUUUCUAUUUCUAUGCUUAUUUUGGUGGAAAGUACAGUCCCUGCUGCACUAUAUAAAAGCUCAAGGGGAGAGUUAAUCUCACUGGGUCUUUUAGGUGCUUAUGUUGCUUUCUCACUUCUUGGUUGGACACCCUUAUUUUUCUAACUAACUGGAAAUGGGCCUCAUAUAUACUCAGUUUUUCAACAGGUUACAUUCCUUUUUUCAAAUGUAACAGCACUCAGGUUAACUGAUUUUUACCAGGUGAAUCAUUUUAUACACUAUUACAGAUUAAGUAUAUUUUUGUAAAGGAACCUAUGUCCAGGUUAAAUGUAGCUAUGUUGCAAUGCUGUGUGUACUUAUUUGGAAGAUCACAAUUUAAACAAAACACUACUGUAUUAAUGUUAUGUUCAUUCAGUGGUUCAGGAUUUCUUUGUAUACAUCUAAUGGUCUUUAAUGUGCCUUGCAUUUUUUCCUACUGUCUGUCAGGCUGCCUUUGAAACCUUGUAGUUUUGUUUCUAUUCGUACAAUAAUGAACAAAAUUUUUUGCAGGUUUUCUUUUUUCAGGCAGUGGAACUUCUUUCAAUGAUUUAAUUUCCAAUUAAUACACAUUUUCCAUUUACAGAUACAGCAAAGACAAGAUGCUAACUCUAAUUUAUUCACAGCUAGUCUUCUGCAUGCAGUUUUUAUUGAUACAAAGUACCCCUCGAACAAGUUAAAUGUCUCUCUUUUUCCUGUGGUGACCUUUUUUCUCUGUGCUUUUCUCUAUACGUUACUACAUUUCUAUCUCAUUUGCCCCCAUUUUUUGUUCCCCGUAAGGAUAUUUGUAUCCUUGCUAUGUUCUUGCUCUUUUGACUCUAUAUUCAUCUCUCCACACAUUUUCCUGUCCAAGUCCAUAGCUUCUGAGUCCAUCCUAUUUUCUAUUUUGUUUUCACUGAUAGCUAUUUUGAGGAUAUCUGAAGCCUAGAUCUUCCAUGCCAAAAGUAUAUUAUACUGUAUUUUUCUUUGCAAAUUUUAUUGUAGUGUAUAAAGUUGAGGUCACUUUUACAGGUGUCACACUGUAGGAGAUGCUGCGCUUCCCAAGCCCUGGAGAAAUACCACUUAACCAUUUUGCCUUGCAGUUUUAUCCGUGUUGGAAAAUUACAGCAUUUUCCACGCGUGCUCUAGCGUUUGUGGCAAGCCAGGAGAAACAGGAUUAACAAAUGUUUUAUCCUCUUUACUUUUUCAGGAGUUCUGUUCUUGAAUUCAGUGAUAGUAAUAGGACUUUUUUUUAUUGCCACUUAGAAAUACGAGCACUGUCAACACAAUUCUACCUGUAUUACUGUUACUGAAUGUGAUCCUUCCUAACCUGUAAAGUCUUAAACGCUGUAUAUAUUUGGGUAUUUUGAGAAUCAUUUAAAAUGUGUUGCUCUAAUCUGGAUUACAGAGUCUGUUUGCUAGCAGUUCAGAACAUAAAUUCAAGAGCCGACUAUGUCAUACUGACUCCACUGGCGGUUCAUCUGCCUCAUGUUUUCUACAGCGUCAUCUGCACAAGUUGUUUACCUCUUAUUUCUUGAGUGUAAUACUAUUCCAAAUUCUUGCACUUGCAUAAGAGAUCUUUCUGUAGUACCUAUUUAAGUAAAUGUAAAACUGGAAACACAAAAAAUAAUCUCAUGUACAAGUUCUUUUUUACAUGUAGUUCCAUGUUCAAAAUGUCAAUAUGUAAAUAAAUGUAUUUAUUGUAACUAAAAUAUCAAUAAAACUUUCUCACGUUU